GGCCAGGUCGCUUUCUGCAAAAGAGCUACAUAGCUCAGUGGACCUUAUCUGGUAUAUAAAAAAAUAGCGUAUAGUUUAACAUUCAGAAAGGGGUGUGGAAUGAUCCAACACGGGUUUUCCAUAUUGCCCGAUCCAAGUGGUUACUUUGUACCCAGUAAUUGCAGAACAAAUGCGACUGAAGGCGGCACACCCAAUGUGGGGUAAUGUGGAAACCCCAUAAUGGAUUGCUGUGCAACCUCAGUGUGGGAACUUAGAGUGUGCAUUCGUACGAAUCAUGAAGUAUCUUAUGCUGAAUGUUUACAUGCUAUGGCCUCACAAAAGAUUGGGACGGGAGAAAGGUAAUUUGUGACAACUUAAAAACCACGCGCUGCCAAAUGUGAUGUGGGUUGGGAAAUGGUCUAUCUCUGUACGGUACCGCACGUAUCCACAAAUUAUACUCGACAGCUCGGCACGCUAUGGCCUAACUUCAUCGUGCAUCAGGCAAUUAAAAAAAAGUACCCAUUCUGUAUGCAUAACACCCAUGGCAGUUAACUGUGGACACACCCAUGUUUUCUUUCAGUCACCGGCAAAAACACCGACACUAUAAAUGUUUUAACAAAUGCGCCUAGAGGUUAAACAUUCAGUCGCCGUGACAAGGCUUUGCUCCCUCAAGGUGGGUAAAUUAAUACAUUUCAUAGCUGAUGUAAUUGAUUAUACAUUAAUUUGUGAGCUGCUGUGGCCUUUUAAAUAAGAAAUGUAGUGACAAAUUAUUCAUACUGUAACUGGAUGCCAUAUAGAUAGACUUGUACAUCACACGCAAAAUGAUUUGUUUGGUCCAUAGUGAAAGGUCGCGAUAUACGGACAACGGAGCUCUGGUUGAUUCCUAGCAUAUAUUAAUUCGUCGGAUUGUGAUCGUCUUUAUAGUUUGUGUCAUCGUUUUUGUGAUAAUUAAAAAAAUCAUUUUAUGAUUUGUAGCUUUCAUGUCAAAAGGCAAGGGUUAAAAUUGCCUCUGCUCAAACAAUGGGAUCGGUGGUGUGAAACAACAUUUGAUCACGUGACAGGUGCCGCACCACUGUUCACUUUUCGUAAAAGUGGUACUCAAUUUAUCAAUAUUUCCGGAUGAUGGUUUAAGUCAUCCCCUUAUCAGAAUUUGAAUGUGUUACCUUUGAACUCCAAGGUUAGAGGAGAGGAGGAGGUCAUUGACCACACACAUCGGCAUCAGAAUAGCGCAGCCCUGCAAUUGUUUUAUCAUGCCACUGCUGUAUGUUCAACUUCUUUUCACCGUACGUAGCCAACGGUGGCGCAGGAGGACAACAAAAAUGCUGGUGGAAGGGCCUCCGUUACAGGGACCUUGAAAGAGCCCUUCUAGAGGAUGUUUAGGCCUACUCUUCCACACUGUCCAGGCGUCUUGGAUGAGGUGGCAGUCACCACAAUUGACCCCACCACAUUGCGACCUGCCGAUCAACGAACUGUGGUGGCACCCAUUCACACUGUUGGGUGGACAUAAGGUGGGUUGGGGUGCAUUUAAGAAACGUAAUCAUUGCCCCAACUGCCCCGCAGGAAGAGAUCGAUUCGAACCAGCGCCCUCCGUAUUCUUGUGCGGGUGUGCUCACCAUUGUACCACACAUCGCAGCAUUCCCGCAUCGCAUUCACUAAUUGUAAUGUGUUGAUCUUGAACAGGCUUGCGGGGGAGACCAUGAACUGGGACGGCCUCUACGAGGUGCUGAGCGGCGCCAACCGCUACUCCACGUCCAUCGGCCGCGUGUGGCUCUCCGUGCUCUUCAUCUUCCGCAUCAUGGUGCUGGUGGUGGCGGCCGAGAGCGUGUGGGGCGACGAGCAGUCCGACUUUGUGUGCAACACGCUGCAGCCGGGCUGCCAGAACGUGUGCUACGACCACCACUUCCCCAUCUCGCACGUGCGCCUCUGGGCCCUGCAGCUCAUCUUCGUGUCGACGCCGACCCUCCUGGUGGGCAUGCACGUCGCUCACCGCCACCGCAGGGCCAAGCGGAAGAGGGGAAACAUCUACAACCUGCCGGGCCAGACCGCGGAGCUUCCGGGAGAUAGCGUCGAGCACGACGAGGAGCACGACGUGGAGCUGCACCGCUCAGAGCUUCGGCCUCCGUCGGGAAGUCCCCCGAGCACCAUCCGGAUGGACGGUGCGCUCCUGUUCACAUACGUGUUCAGUGUGAUCUCGCGGAUUUUCAUCGAGUGCACGUUCCUGUACAUCUUCUACACGCUGCACAGCGGGGUCGCCAUGCCACGUCUGCUGAAGUGCGACGCGUCGCCGUGCCCCAACCUGGUGGACUGCUUCGUGUCGCGCCCGACCGAGAAGACCGUCUUCACCAUCUUCAUGCUGGCCGUGUCGGCCGUCUGCCUGCUGCUCAACGUGGCCGAGGUGGCCUACCUGCUGAGCCGCGAGUGUUUGUGUCGCAGACGGCGGCGGCGGCGGCGGAGGUGCCAAGGGGCCACGAGCAAGGACAUUCGGACAUCGCGGCCUUGCUGAGAUCAGCGGUGGGCUGCCCACUGCCAGUCGUGGUGCUGGGCAUGAGCAGACCAAGCAGGAGCUUAGGGCCCCAACAGGACUCGACGGGUCACAAGAGUCCAAAAAAAUAUGGGUGCAUCAAAUAUAUAUCAGCUGAAGUUAAAAUCGAUAUCAACAUUACGAGCUAAUCAGUAUAAAUGCCAAGUAAUCACUAAUUUCUAUCUUGUCUGCAUCUCUAAUUGCUAUGUUCGUCUAAUUUUCUCUUAUAUCACUAAUAACUCUGUAUCUUCUUCUUUGGUUCUUUCGGUAAAGUCACGUAGAAUGAGAAUAAAAUAAUAAAUUG
Messenger RNA from Petromyzon marinus (sea lamprey), 2804 nucleotides. RefSeq names its product gap junction beta-2 protein-like. Gene Ontology annotation, biological process: cell-cell signaling. Gene Ontology annotation, cellular component: connexin complex. The record is from RefSeq and is a predicted model, not a curated record. NCBI's taxonomy places the organism in Eukaryota, Metazoa, Chordata, Hyperoartia, Petromyzontiformes, Petromyzontidae. Gene Ontology annotation, molecular function: gap junction channel activity.